Molecule: messenger RNA, 968 nt
Organism: Spodoptera exigua (beet armyworm)
Lineage: Eukaryota; Metazoa; Arthropoda; Insecta; Lepidoptera; Noctuidae
Source: the annotation of a GenBank genome assembly
CUCACCCUAGCGGCAGAUAGUGUGAGUAUAAGGGAAUCUUAUCAGUUGCUUGCUGUCCGCGUGACGAGACCGACGAGCUACACGGCCGAGCGAGCCGGCUCUAUAGUUAUUUUAUUAUAAUAAUUAGUCCGACUAAUUAUUUGGUCAAUUAAACAUGUGUUUGAGUGUGGACAACUGCUGCUGCUGCUUCAGCCUGGAGCUUGGAUCUAAGAUCAUCGGCAUCCUAUACACUUUCCUGGCAGUAUGUGCGAUCCUGGUGUACGCUCCACUGGCGGCGAUGGGCGACCUGCCACAGAGCCGCCUCAUCUUCUACGUGACGCUCUCUCUGCUGGCAUUCGUCGAGGUAUUCAUCGGGGGACUGCUGAUACAUGGCUCGUUUAAGAGGAAGCCGCAGCUGAUGUGGCCGUGGUUGGUUCUGGCGUGGUGGAAGGGGCUGGUGCUGGUGGUGCUGACAGUGGCCGGCAUGGUGCUGCUCACCUUCAGUAGGAACAUUGACACCAUCGCCGAGGCCAGCGCUGUUAUAUCCGUCUACUUCGUCUAUUCAGCUCUUCUCCUGUACUUCGCGGUGGUGGUGAACAGCAGGCGGCAGGAGCUAGUGCUGGAAAACUAUUGGGCCAACAAGCGCAUGCUGCAGCACGCCAAGACACAGUACUACUACGUAUAGACGGACACACCGACAGAGACAAUCGAAUCCUAGACCUAAUUUAUUUAUAACUUAUUUUUAAGCAUAUUAAAUUAUUUUUUAUACUUUAUGACUUUCAAUCGUACUGCAGUGGGUUGAAGCAUAUAGGUAAUCACCAUACUUGCUCAAAAAAGGUUAAAAAACUAUUACCACUCUGAAUGCUAAAUAAUUAUGGUGCAACAAUCCUAGGUAACAAUGUAAGAAACGUGAAAUUAUAAACACUCACCUGUUAUCGUUUUAUCCCGAAAAUUUACAUCAACUAGGCGCGAAAACAAACGACGUGAAU